Alternaria hordeiaustralica is the source of this 2289-nucleotide messenger RNA. RefSeq lists its product as uncharacterized. Gene Ontology annotation, cellular component: Ino80 complex. The transcript has 4 exons. Bases 1 to 2289 code for a protein of 762 amino acids. Lineage: Eukaryota; Fungi; Ascomycota; Dothideomycetes; Pleosporales; Pleosporaceae. The record is from RefSeq and is a predicted model, not a curated record.
AUGGACGACGGAGCGGCUGCCACGGCGCCUCUGCCUGCGCGCCCCGACGAGCCCGACACGAGAAACAGCCUGCGACACAUUCUGGCCGCCGACCCCCCGAUGGACGACUCCAAGCCCUCGCCCUCGCAGGCCAACACGCCUGUCCCCGAUGGGAGCGACGCUGGCGGCGAUGCGCCCGACGCCGCCCGCCCCGUCAACGACACGGACCCGGCGAGGCCGUACUACACGGCGACGACGACGACGACGCGCCGCAAUGCCAACGGCAGCGUGUCGUCCGUCUACAGCGGCAACAAGAUCAAGCACCUGAAGAAGGACGACGGCAUCCCGCUGUGGCGCAAGGACAUCCAGUUCGACUUCCUCAAGCUCGUCUUCGAGGACGACCGGCCCGUCUUCACCAAGCAGUCGGACAGCACCAGCGGCCACACCUUUGCCGACAUCUACCUCGACGCCAUGGCCAAGAGCAGCAAGUGCAGCAAGAUCCUCAAGGACAAGCUGCUGACGGAGCGCCCGGCUGCCAUCAACAUGGCCAUGGUGUGUCUGCUCGUCAACGUCGGCCGCAUGAACACGACGCUCAACUUCUUCCCCGAGAUGCGCGCCCAGCUGCGCACCUACCACUCCAUCCCCUCCCUCCAGGCCCACCAAGACCCGAAUGCCUACAAGCAGCUGCAGGACGCGCCCCGCUUGAAGUCCAUCCUCAAGGGUGCCACCGAGGACCAGGAGCAGCCCAGCACCAUCGAGGAGAUCAUGGCAGCCUCCGUCCCGCGUACCAACCCCGUCAACCUCAUCUUCGUCCUGUCGCAAUACGCCCCCAAGAUCUCAGAGCUGCACUUCUUCCCGCCGCGCGACUUCUUCGACCUCGUCAUGCGCUCCAACCUGAGCAGCAAGAGCAGAGCCACGGCCUUCCUCUGGCUCAUGUGGUGGUAUCUCGAGAGCGACUUCACCAAGGAGGCUGCCGAGAGCAACCCUUUUGGUCCCGGCCAGAUGGGUCCGGCCGACGAUCCGACUACGGCUGAGUUCCCUAUCAAGUGCCCGCCUUUUGACAUACUCUCGCCAGAGCAGGAGGCGCUGGAGAACGUCGACUCCAUCGAAGAGAAGACUUUCGGUGAGAUUAAGCGCAAGGAGAGGACAGCUAUAUUGGCAAGCGACAUGGCGCCCGUCGUGACAGGCCCCAAGCGUACCAACAAGAAGGGCUUCAACCAGAACCCAGUCUUCUCCAUCGCCGCCGAUGAUGGUGCUUGGACACCUGGACGCGACAGGCAAUCGCCUUCCCAUGGCUCCGCACGAGGACGAGGCAAGCUUGCAAAAUCCAUCAUCGAACGAGACUACCCCUCAGACACUGACCGUACUCGGUCUGCGUCUCCACCGAACAGCGUCUAUAACACAGCCAAGAAGGUGGCUACGCCCAACAUGCGCAUCAAUACCCUCCUCAACGAAGACGGACCGGCUUCGUCUCCUGCGCCCAAGGGCCCCGGCCGCGGGAACUGGUCGCGCAAUCGCACAUCAGGCAUAGGCGCCGGAGGAACACCAGCCGCACGUUCUUUCAAGACCAAACUCGACGCUCCACACUCGCAAGAUGGCCAGUCCCCCUCUACAUCCGCACCCACCUUCAACGGACCACACGGCUUCUACCUCCCGCUCAACGGUUCCGACCCCUCGCACAAACGAACACGUCCCCUUACACAACACCAACUAGCUGUCGAGCAAUACAGGAGGCGACGCGUCGACGUCAUUCUUGACAGAGGUAUUCGCAUCGAGUACGCCGCCGCAGCCAAGCGCCGCCGCAAAGCCAACCCCUUUAUGCGCAGCUGGAUCCGCUGCAAAGGCAUGGCCGACGGCUACGACACAGACGAAGAAUCGCACGCGCAAUUUGCCCAACUUCCCGAAUACGAACUCGGCACCAAAACACCCCCGCCCAUGCCCUCCGGCCUCGUACCUCUCGACUUCGGCGGCGAAGUCAACGACCAUGGCGAGGAGUCGUACUACCGCGCUAAGAUGCUCAGCAGAGCCCUGCGUCGCUUGGAUCGCUGGGAGGGCGGCAGAAGUGCGCUCAGAGCCCGACCCAAGGGCGAGAGGGGUAGCGGAUUGCCAGACGUCCAUGACAGACCUGUUUUGGGUAGUGAAGAUGAAGAUGACGAGGAUGAUGGCGAUGACAUGAUGGAUGUGGAUGAGAUGGAGAGGAGGGAGGCGUUGGAGGAUGCUAGUGAGGAAGACAGCGAUGAUGAUGUUGACAUGGAGGGCGAGAGAAGAUGGGAUCCUACUUCACUUCCGCCAUUGCCCAGGAUGGCUUGA